UUUCUCUUGCUAGGAUAUAAAAGAUUAAUUCAUGUCAAAGUUUGCGCUGCAUAAAUAGAGAAGUCUGAAAAGAUAGGGAAAAUAUCACUAAAAACGAUAAGAAGUAGUAGAAUUUUGCAACUUUUUGUGGUAGAAAGGAGCACAUACACCCUCGGCUUGAGAUUUCAUCUGCAAAAGAGAUUUGACAAAGGGGCGGUGACGGAAACCACAGCGAAGUAACUUUGAAAGAGCGUCGAUAAGGGAAUCAAGAUUGUCAAAUUAAUAUCUUAUUUAACUCAAAGUUUUCGCCUUUCCUCGUGGGCAAGAUUAUCUAUAGCCCACAGACCCGAUCUGGAAAUUGCCUUGCUUUGUAUCAACUAGUGUAUUCAAAGAGUGGAGAGUAGAUCAAGUAGACAACAAUUGCACAUAACAGACCCUGUUCGUUGUCCUUUUGUCUUCCUGGCUAUAAAAGCAUGCGAAAUAGUCGGGUCGACAGUUCAUUAUGAUCACUCAAUGUGUGGUGACCUCGUAAUGACUAGGUGGUUUUGUAGUGACUCGCUUGCAGGUUAACAGAGAAAUUAUCUGUGAGGUGCAACGUUAGAAAUUCAGUUCAUCGCUACAGUUCACAAGACGAAAAUUCAAUAACUAGCUUUCAUGCCACGAGAGAUUUCCACAACAAAUCUGUAACCCAUCACAAGGAUUCGCAAAGAAUUUCCUGGAAAUUUGAUCCAACACAGAUAAGUGCAAUUUUAAUCUGGCUCAGCUCAAGAACUCUCUCCGAGUAGGUCUCAAAUAAAGAACGGUUGUUUACUGCAAACAGUGAAGGGGCAGCGUGUAAAGAAAGGCGAUAGUUGUUGUCAAUUUGCUGUUUUAAUUCUGCAAAAAACAGUUCAUGACCAAACUGGAAAACAUGACUUCAUCUGCUAAUGAACCAUUCAAAAUUGUUCUACUUGGAGACGAAGGUGUUGGAAAAACUGCGCUGUUGGUGAGAUUUUUAUGCAGAAGAUAUUUGGGGGAAUAUGAUCCAACAAUUGAGGAUGCUUAUUCUAAAAAGAUUACAUUAGAUGGCAAAACACACAUCAUCGAAGUCUUAGACACAGCCAACAAGGGUGAAGGCACGACGAGACGAAAAGAAUUCAUGCUAACAGCAAAUGCAUUCAUUAUAGCGUUUUCAACCAUUGACUCUAUAUCGUUCCAGUCGGUUUUGCGUUACAAAAGAAUUAUCGAACAAUAUUCACGGCACGACGAUAUACAUAUCGGGCUGAUAGGAACAAAGUCAGAUCUGACUCAUCUACGACAGGUGCCUCGGAAUGAGGCUCAGUCGUUUGCGACAAUAUAUGGCUGGCUGUACUCGGAGUCGUCAGCUGCCAACGAUAUCAAUGUGCAGGGUAUCUUUCAUAGUAUUAUACGAGCAGGAAAGGGAGAAUCAGGACUUCCAAAAAACGUUCCGGAGAGACCAAUGAACAGAAAGAAGUCUAUCUUUAAUAAACUGAGUUCUCAGUUCAUGAGGAAAAGGUCUUAUAGCAAGCCUAUAGAUGUACCAGCUGAGAUAGUCCAAAAUGGUAAUGGAUUUGCAAAGAAUUCGAUGUCGUCCCUGUCUGUGACUGCAAAUGUAAAACAGUAUGCAAGGAGACGCUCCUACAGCUUUACGACUGUGAUUUGAGACUUACAGUCCCUGGCCAAACUCCUUGGAACGCCUUGCUUGUUUAAGUGUUAUUUAUGAAAAAUUUACUGUUUUCAGUAGAAUAAGACCGACCUCUGCCCCAAAAUAGCUUUAACGAAUCAAUUAAAUCACAUCUAGCCUCUUAUCAUCGCAUUAAACUGUUUGGAGGGAGUGAGGGGGUGCAAUAGAAAAUAUUCAAAAAUUUGGAGCAAUGAACCAACGAUUUUGGCCGGGAUUUUAUAUAUAUAUCAAUGUAGGUAAUGAGAUAAACUUUUAACCAUCGCAAUCCUAACAUGAAGUACCUUCAGAAAAUUUGUCUCUGUGUCAGCUAAAGGCAUAAAUGCCCGGCUUUAUGUAUCAUUUUCUUGGCAAAUGGCAGUAAGAAGGAAGGACAGUUUGGUGAAUAAGUUUUAGCGUCUAGGCAACUCCUUGAAAUGUGCUACUUGCAAAACAAACAAAUUGAUGCUAUCUAAAACUCUUUAAUCCCUAGGAAGGCCAGUUUUGUACAUAUUGUUUUCAAUGCAUGCACCCUUCUUAAUCAAUAACUCUGAAGGAAUGCAGUUCUGCUUGAAGCAUCUUGCAAGGUUUAUCCAUGCUAAAACUGCUCCCUUCAGCAUCCUCUAGCUUAGCUGUAUGUACCCUGGGUACCAGACUCACUCAUAGGUUUUGUAAUAUUUUUGCGAGAGCUUUCUUCAUAGCAUUGCAAAACUAUUUUUUCUAUCAGUUAAACGUAGAAUCCACCAAAUGUAUCAUCGCUGAAUGUUUUUCGCAGACUCAUACAACGUAAUUCUUCCCGCACAAACGGGAAACAGGGUAACAUUCCUAGUCAGGUAAUAGCAGUGCCACACCCCUUCCCCUUAAUUUUGAAUUUACCGGCAAAAGCAAAUAGAAAUGCUAGAUUCUAAGUUUAUAAUCUAUUGCUCCAAUGUUUUAAACUUGAAGAUAUAUGAAUAGUGAUAAACAUAUUCAUGAAUAUUACGUACUCUAUUCUUGCCUUAAAAUUGUUUAUUUAUUCUCAAAUGGCUCAAGCUUUCACUGGAAACAUUAGGCCACAAUGCAUUAUUGCCAACAAUCAUAUCUUUGAAACACCAUAUUCAGCAAAUCUUGGGAUCAGCCCCCCUCCAACAAUUUUCUUUAGCUUGUUCCCUGUGUAGCAGUUACCAAGCUCCUGGUCAAAGUUGAUGCAAAAGGUUCUUUAGAAAAUUGAACAAAUAAAAGCUUAAAAUUGUAGACUGUCAAUUUGAAAAAUUAGAAACGCAAUGCAUAACAGUCUUAUACUGUUUGACUCAGCCAUGAAAGCAACGAUUGUAAAGAAUUCAAUUUUUUUGCGAUUUUUAUUAGUUAAAAGCUGUCAUUGCUAGCUAUGAUAAAGUUUUUGUAAGAAACGCGAGUGAGAAAUGCCUAUAUUAGUGCUUGACUUCUUUAAACCCUGACAAUACGUUCUCAGCAUUUAAGGAACAAUAUCGGAAAGCAUUUUUUAAGCUGCUGCACCUCAACUCAUAAAAUGCAUUUAAAGUUGAAUUUUCGAACUUCUAUUGUAGAAGAAGCCUAACGUACAAUAUUGGGAAUUUUUUUAGCAAUUAUUUUUACUUUAUGUUGAUUUGGCAUGGUAUCGUAAUCAGCGAUGCAACUCACUUGGUUGUAACUGAAAUUCUUUAGCCAAUAACAUCAGAAAACAGGUGGGUUCUAUCUGAUUUGUUUUAAAUCCCUCCCUGAAAGGUUUAUAGGCCCAUGAAUUUUUCCACAAGAUUGCAAGACAGCAGGAUAGAACAGAGUUGGUUGCAGCCUUACAUAAUUUUUAAGGGAAACUCAUAUAUUUUUGGUAUUAUCAACAAUUUAUAAAUGAAUCCAUUUUCGUGAUUAACCAAUUCAUCCACCAACAUAAUCCACCGUAACUUUCACUAAUACCUAUAAUUUCUGGGUAGAAAAAGACCAUCACCAAACAUGCAAGGUGGGGCUAACGGAUGUAUUAGGGAAGUUUGAGAUUCUAAAUAACUCUAUGCUGAAUUUGUAUUUGUAUUCUCUUAGUAAACCAAUGGAAGAAUAAGAAUUGCUUUGAAGAAAUGAAUAGGCACUGCCUGGGUAGAUUGGUUUGUUACUGACUGAGAGGGCAGAAUAUGGCGUUUUCUCUUCACUAUGACUUUUCUUAAUCUAAUCUCUAUCUCAAGCGUGUUGAAUGACCUAAUCAAAACUGGUAACUUUAGGUUAUCAACUUCUUGUCAACUGCACGGAGAUCUGAUAUCUCACGCGUUGUGUUGCUCCGACUACACCAGGCAUGUACAUGUAUUUGUCAAGUUUUGGGCCUUAUAAGCCGGCCCAAGGAUCCCCUGAUAUCAAACAGCAUUUUUUUGUGAUUAAAGAAUAACAUUUUGACACAAUAGGGGAAGAAUAACGUUUCCAGAUCACCCAUCCAUUAUCUUAUAUUCAUUG
Rhopilema esculentum is the source of this 4072-nucleotide messenger RNA. The record is from RefSeq and is a predicted model, not a curated record. Lineage: Eukaryota; Metazoa; Cnidaria; Scyphozoa; Rhizostomeae; Rhizostomatidae.